AAAAUAAAUAGGUAUGCUUUAAAGUUACUUAUAUCACAAAGUUACUUUUAAUAUUAUAAAUUUUUUACAUUUUAAAGAAUUCAAUAAAUACAAACAAUUUUAUACAAAUAAAUUACUAUUUCAAAUUAUAAAUAUUAGAAUUUUAGAAUGCUAAGCAUCAUCACUGAACAUGAUAAUGAUAAAUUAAAACUUAUGGAAGAAUAGAUGUCUUUAGAAGAUUUAGAAGACGAAGAAUAAUAAACAUCAUAGUAGUAGAAGAAAGAUAAUAUCAACAUCAUAAGUAGAAAAAAGAUUUAUAAAAAGAAAAACAAAUCACCUCUAAUUGCUAAGACUAUUGAGCACUAUCCUUUGAUAGCUCCUGUUAAACAAUAAAAAUAUUACUAAUUAAAUGGAAAUUUUACGAUAUAUAUUUAACCAUAAAGUGUUCAUGAUUUUGAUCGUUGCAUAAAAAUUGAUCAUGUAGAAAAGUAUGGACAUUACUACUAAGCAAAUUUAGUUACUAAAUAAUUUAUAAAGAAUUUUUAAAUACCAAUUGAGCUCCUUGAAAAGAGCUAAAAUUAGUAAUCAUAUUAAUUAGCACAGCAACUUAAAGACACUUAAUAAUUAUUUAUCAAAGCACAAGAGAGUUUUAAGUCUAUAUUGAAGCAUUAUAAAAACAAAAAAGAAGAACUCAAAUAAUUAACUUAAUAAAGAUCAAUUUAUAAGAAACAGCAAGUACAUAAUUACAUAAAAGAAAAUCUUAAAGAUGAUGAUUUCUAUGCGAUAGCUAUAUUUAGAGAGAAUUUCGAGUAUUAAUAGGUUGAGAUAAGUAGUAUAAUUUAAAGUGAAUCAUUUAUGGUGUUAUUAGGAAUUGACUAGAACGAAGUACAUCAACAUCUGCUCCAUAUAGGUAUGCUAGAUUAUAUAAUUCUAACAUAACAAGAGAUGUUCUAUGGAAUAAUCAUAGAUUUGUAAAAAAAAAGAUAUUUUGACAAAAAUAUUAGAAGUAUUUUUUACAAAGAUUUUAUAUUUCAUACGAUUGAAAAAAUUAAAGUUUAUUGUGAUAUUGAAGUUAAUUUGAUAGACGUUGAGUAUCCACCUCAUUUAGAUUAUUAAUGUUAAUAUGAUCCUUUCCCUUUUUGUGAUACUACUUGUAUUAAAUUUAAUAUUACUCCCCAACAUAUAAAAUCAAUUAUUGGAUAUAGAUAAACCCAUUAAGGAACCUAAGAAUAUGGUUUAAGAAGCAUCGAAUACUAAUUUUUAUCUUCCAUUUUUGUUGAUAAGUUCUAUCCUGUAAAAGAAUAAAGUGAAACCAUAAUGGAAGAGGAAGAAGAUAAUUCCAAAAUCUGCAAGUAUAGAUCUAUCUUAUGA
Tetrahymena thermophila SB210 is the source of this 1350-nucleotide messenger RNA. RefSeq lists its product as hypothetical. The record is from RefSeq and is a predicted model, not a curated record. The transcript has a single exon. NCBI's taxonomy places the organism in Eukaryota, Ciliophora, Oligohymenophorea, Hymenostomatida, Tetrahymenidae.